GAGGCAACACUAACAUUCGAGGAAAUGUCCACCUUCCUCGCACAGGUGGAAGCUUGCCUCAACUCUCGCCCGCUGCAAGCAAUGUCCGACGAUCCUGACGACUUCACGACACUGACGCCGGGCCACUUUCUCAUCGGGAGCCCGCUCAACGCCAUCCCAAAAACGGCCCUCGACGACACGGCUGUCACUCGGCUCAAUCGGUGGCGACACGUGCAGCUCAUGCGAGACCACUUUUGGCAGCGAUGGGCUCGCGAGUACAUCCAAAGCCUUGCAUCGCGACCAAAAUGGUUGAAGUCGAGCCCUGCACAGGAAAUCGGGGCCUUAUGCCUCAUCAAAAGUGAGACUGCACCACCGACGAGAUGGCCCUUGGCGCGCAUCACCUCGUUGCACCCUGGCGACGAUGGCAUCGUCCGCGUGAUCGCCGUCCGGGAUCGAUCCAUCGAUCAGUGUUUUUAUGUAUAA
Messenger RNA from Temnothorax curvispinosus, 462 nucleotides. RefSeq lists its product as uncharacterized. The transcript has a single exon. NCBI's taxonomy places the organism in Eukaryota, Metazoa, Arthropoda, Insecta, Hymenoptera, Formicidae. The record is from RefSeq and is a predicted model, not a curated record. The coding region runs from base 25 to 462 and encodes 145 amino acids.